Molecule: messenger RNA, 1899 nt
Organism: Cladocopium goreaui
Lineage: Eukaryota; Dinophyceae; Suessiales; Symbiodiniaceae
Source: the annotation of a GenBank genome assembly
AUGGGUUUCGCCCGGGGGCUGCUGACUGCGGUCUUGGCACGGAGUUGUGCUGGCCUAUUUUUUGAGCUGAAAUCAGAGAGUGCUGGACCACCAGAGUGCUUCAAGGUGACCCCCGGGAAGGGUCACUCCGUGCACGGCAGCUAUGAAGCGGACGGGCCCAGCGAGGGCCUGGUCGUGAAGCUCACCACAGCUUCUGGGAAGGAGCUGUUUCGAAAUGUCAACCCCUCAGGCAAGUUCACAGUGGAGGUCACAGAAGAGGCGCCGCAUAGCUUGUGCUUUUCCAGCUCCGUGGAGGAGAGCCAAAUGGUGAGCUUCAACUUCCAUGUGGAUGAGCACGGGGAUGGCAGUCACCAUGACAAGGACCAGAUGGACUACGUCACCAAGGAGCAUACAGACAAGGUCGAGGAGUUGGUGGCCAAAUUGGAGGCCAAAGCCAGUGACAUCCUGGACCAACAGCAGUACGCCAUGGUGCGAGAGGCUGUUCACAGAGAAACGGCCGAGUCGACCAAUGCCAGAGUGAUGUGGUGGACCUUUGCUGAAGUUGCAGUCCUCAUCAGCUUAGCGUUCUUUCAGGUGUCGUACCUCCGCAACCACUUCGAGCAGAAGCAGGAUGCACGGAGCCUUGUGGCAUUGCAGCAGACUGCCCCAUGCAUGCGCACAGCCCUGCAAUCUGGGCUACUGGAGGUGUUCUGCAGGCUGGUGAAGCAACCCAUCCCAGGACAUAAUCUCAUUGGAGCCAUCUGGAAGCUUAGCAGCCUGGCGCCCAAAGGCCAUGAAAGAGCCUGCAGCGUUCUGUGUGGGCGCCUGACCCACCGCCGCUGCGGCGUGCGCGAAGCCGCAGUGACGGCGUUGGGGCACGUGGCUGGCGCCGCGGGCAGCCGGCUGGUGCCAAGGAUCACCGAGUGCCUCCAUGACUACCAGGGUCGAGUACGGGCCGCUGCAGCACGAACACUGUCCUGCUUGGCACCGCGAAAUGACUUGACAACGAUCCGAUCUCUCAUGAAUCUGCUGGGGGAUGAUUGUCCUGAUGCCUGCCAAGCAGCUGUCACGUGUAUCUCCCAGUUGACUGAGACUGGCAACGCCAUCGUGACGAGGGAGCUUGCCGCCAUGCUGAAUUUGGCCGACACGACCACUCGUUGGGCGGCCUUGGAGACGUUGGCGAGAACCAGUCGGAGAGGAGAUGAAGCUGUGGUUGCCUCUCUGGUGCCCUGCUUGGAAGAUAUGAAUCUGGACAUCCGCUGCGCAGCAGUGGAUGCCUUACGAAGGGUGGCGCUGCACGGCGACCCCGUGGCCGUGCGCGGCGCCGUGGCGCGGCUGGAGCACCGCGACGGCGCGGUGCGCGCGGCGGCGCUGCGGAGCCUGUCCUUUUUGGCGCGGCUCGGGGACGAGGAGGUCAUGGCCAAGGCGAAGGUCUGUUUGGAUGAUGGUGUGUCCAACGUCCGGGCGGCCGCAGUGACCACUCUGGCCGAAUUGGUGCCCUGCAAGGGUGAUGAAGAUGUCGUUGGCCCUGUAGUCAGUCGCCUUGGGGAUUGCGAGGCCAUGGUGCGUAGCGCUGUGCUGGAGAGCCUCUUGAAGGUGGCCCAUGAGGGUGACCUCAUCGCAGUGCCAGCCAUCUUGGAGCUGCUGGAACAUCAGGAUGGUCGCAUUCGAUUGGCGGCCGUGGAAGCCCUUGGGCAAUUGGCUCCAAAGAAUGACGCCUCCAUCAUUUCCACCGUCGCCAGCUUCAUGGAAGAUCGACACACAGGGGUUUGCUGCACCGCCGUGCAGGUCCUGGGCCACCUGGGUGCCGACGACGCAGCUUGCCGCGCGCGGAUCCGCGCGCGGCGGGACGACUUGGUGGCAGCGCAGCCGGUGAGGGCGGCCGCGGCCUUCGUGUUGGGGGAGACUGAGGGGUGCUAA